GGCGAGCGAGUUGCUGGCUUGUUGGAGAGCAUGUCGAUUCCAUGUGUCAGGGGGAGCCCGUGUGGGCAGGCCGAGCCGGGGCGCCCGGUGUGAGCGCACGUCAGGCGGGAGGGUCUCGGGCAAGUCUGGACUCCCAGACCACGCGCCGGAAAACAAGACCUCGGAACCCCGGCGUCUCCCGAAGGUCUCGAGAGCGUCGUCACGCCCACUUCCUUCUGAGCACGCUCAGUUCGCUCCGCCUGGGUCCCUUCAGCGCUGCGUGGAAACAGGCGUGCGUCAGUGGCCGGCGGUGGGGAAAUUUUUCCGUUCCAGCUCGCGGAUAUCCAUUAAAAGAAGGAAGUUAACAUGGAUACUUGAUGGGACUGAAGGGAUUGUGCCAGGCCGCUUUGCAGAGAGGAAUAGAUUUUUUAAAAAUAUUUAACUUUUCCCAUUUCUCUUUCUCAUCGCUGGUAAAUCUGAGGGAUUUAGCUUUUCUUUACGAUGAACAGGGCUUAUUUGUUGGACUGAGGAGAAUAGAGUGACUUGGGAAGAACCAUAUUUGGAGGGAUUAACUCCAUUACUCUGCAGUUGAAAGGCAGAAGGAAUUUGCCAUUCCUCAUGUAGGCAUGAGCAAGUCAGUAUUUAAGAUUGACCAUGUCUGUGCAAUGGUAGGCACCCAAGCGAAUCAAGCAGAGAAGUAGCUGCAAAUGUGCGCUGCCAGCCGAUAUCAUCCACGAACGGCAGAGUGAAAUCAGCCCUGCCUGCCGGAUAUUAAACACUAUAGGUUUUGUGUGUCACCCUGAGCCUUGUCGGGACUUGUACUCCAUGGACUCCUCCUCGUUUUUGGAAGCAGCUGCUCCCAACACCUCACAGCCCAUGUGAGGGCGGACGUUUCCUUUAGUCCUCAAGCACAUCACUGGGUGCCCAGCCUCCUUUAUAGGAGGUCCCUUUCAAUGGACCUGAAAGUACCGCCACAAAAAAAAAGAAAAACUCUGAAGGGCAAAUGAACCAGAGAAUUUGCACAGAGUCUCAUUUCCUCCCUCUGCUUAGGAUCCUGCCUUUCGGGUUGUCGUUUUUACGGCAGUUUGCCUUAAUGCUGAUUUUGCGAGGAGAUAUUCGCCUGUGAAGAAGGUGUCCUCUCCCGCGGCGCCCCGGGCCGGGCUGGAGGCUGUCGACGGGCACCGCGCUCCAGCUCUCUUUGUCUUCCUCGACACCGCGCGCUUUGGGGACAGGCUGUAGAGGACCAUUGGAAAGCAUGCCUUCCGGUUCAUUCUUUUGCAGCCAUCCAAAGCCCUCUACACGCUUCUUCUGCUGGUGACGACUGGCAGUCGUGCCGAUAAGCUGCAGCUAUGAUGAAUAAAGACUCUCGCUUCCCCAGGAAGGGUAUGCUGUUAAACCAUGGUUCUGCUCGGAGGCACUCUUGCAUAGGUUUUGAUGUUGAGAAUGGCCUGUCCGUGGGCCGCAGCCCCCUGGACCCCCAGGCCAGCCCGGGGUCGGGCCUCGUGCUGCAGGCCAACUUCCCGCACAGCCAGCGCCGGGAGUCCUUCCUGUAUCGGUCCGACUCGGACUUCGACCUCUCGCCCAAGGCAAUGUCCAGGAACUCCUCAACCGCCAGCGAGCUGGAAGAGGGCUUGAAGCACUGGGAAGUCAGCUGGCUGGCUCGACAUGGAGAAGACAUGAUUGUGACGCCAUUUGCACAGGUUCUUGCCAGUCUGCGGACGGUGAGGAGCAACUUUGCGGUUUUGACUCAUCUACAAGAUCGAGUGGCCGGAAAGAGGACUCCCGGGAGCAAUCCUCAGUCCAUGUGCAAGCCAAGCCUGCCAGAGGAGACCUAUCAGAAGCUGGCCAUCGAGACGCUGGAGGAGCUGGACUGGUGUCUGGACCAGCUGGAGACCCUGCAGACGCGCCACUCGGUCAGCGAGAUGGCCUCCAACAAGUUUAAAAGGAUGCUGAAUCGGGAGCUCACCCAGCUGUCAGAAACCAGUCGGUCAGGAAACCAGGUGUCAGAGUAUAUCGCCAACACGUUUUUAGAGAAACAGCAAGAUGUGGAGAUCAUGUCCCAGCCCCCCAAGGAGAAGGACAAGAAGAAGCGGCCCAUGUCCCAGAUCAGCGGGGUGAAGAAGCUGGCCCACAGCCCCAGCCUGGCCCCCACCAGCAUCCCACGCUUCGGGGUCACCACCGACCAGGAGGGUCCUCUGGCCAAGGAGUUUGAAGAAAUCAAUCGAUGGGGCCUAGACGUUUUCAAGAUAUCAGAAUAUUCUGGGAACCGCCCGCUGACGGUAGUGAUGUACUCAGUUUUUCAGGAGAGAGACUUGCUCAAGUCCUUUAAGAUCCCCGCAGACACCUUCAUCACCUUCAUGAUGACUCUGGAGGACCACUACCACGCCGACGUGGCCUACCACAACAACAUCCACGCCGCCGAUGUGGUGCAGUCCACCCACGUCCUUCUGUCCACUCCUGCUCUGGAGGCUGUCUUCACUGACCUGGAAAUCCUGGCGGCUCUGUUCGCCAGUGCCAUACACGAUGUGGACCAUCCAGGGGUCUCAAACCAGUUCCUCAUCAACACCAACUCUGAGCUGGCACUGAUGUACAAUGAUGCCUCAGUGCUGGAGAACCACCACCUGGCUGUGGGCUUCAAGCUGCUGCAGGAGGAGAACUGUGACAUCUUCCAGAACCUGAGCAAGAAGCAGAGGCAGUCCCUGCGCAAGAUGGUCAUCGACAUGGUUUUGGCCACAGACAUGUCCAAACACAUGAACCUGCUGGCAGACCUGAAGACCAUGGUGGAGACCAAGAAGGUGACCAGCCUAGGGGUGCUCCUGCUGGACAACUACUCUGACCGCAUCCAGGUCCUCCAGAACAUGGUGCAUUGUGCUGAUCUAAGCAACCCCACCAAGCCGCUGGAGAUCUAUCGGCAGUGGACCGACCGCAUCAUGGGGGAGUUCUUCACCCAGGGAGACCGUGAGAGGGACAAGGGAAUGGAGAUCAGCCCCAUGUGUGACAAGCAGAAUGCCUCCAUCGAGAAGACCCAGGUUGGAUUCAUUGACUACAUUGUCCACCCACUUUGGGAGACCUGGGCAGAUCUGGUUCACCCAGAUGCCCAAGAGAUCCUGGACACGCUGGAGGACAACCGGGAAUGGUACCAGAGCAUGAUCCCCCACAGCCCCUCCCCCACUCCUGAGGACCAGGACAAGGAGGGCAGCGCGGGGGGCGUGGGAGUGGGAGGGGCCAGUGGAGCGUCAGGAGGAGACAAGUUCCAGUUUGAGCUGACCCUGGAGGAGGAGGGGGAAUCGGACACCGAGAGCCCCCCCGAGGACGAGCAGCUGACGCCCGGCUCGGGGGAGCCCUCCAGGACUCCUGCGGACGGCCAAGCCGGGCCGGCCUCCCCCUGCCUGGGCCACGCCCUGAGCCUGGCCAGCAUUGGGGUUAGGAGCCCCCUCCACAGGACGUUGCCCUCCGAGGCGGACGCGGCCCCGGAGAGCGAGGCCGAGGACAGAGAGCCUGUCCCGGCAGGGAACAGCGUGACACUUCAACAGCACGGCACAUAACACCGGACUCACGGCCCUGUCUCUGCGUCUGUGUGUGUGUGUGUGUGUGUCCCUCCCUCCCUCCCGUGUGUGUGUGUGUGUGUGUGUGUGUCCCUCCCUCCCUCCCGGU
Anguilla anguilla (European eel) is the source of this 3633-nucleotide messenger RNA. Its product is annotated as cAMP-specific 3',5'-cyclic phosphodiesterase 4D-like. Gene Ontology annotation, molecular function: 3',5'-cyclic-AMP phosphodiesterase activity. Gene Ontology annotation, cellular component: cytosol; nucleus; perinuclear region of cytoplasm. The transcript is spliced from 16 exons. NCBI's taxonomy places the organism in Eukaryota, Metazoa, Chordata, Actinopteri, Anguilliformes, Anguillidae. Gene Ontology annotation, biological process: signal transduction. Bases 1329 to 3524 code for a protein of 731 amino acids. The record is from RefSeq and is a predicted model, not a curated record.